UGAUAUGUUACGUUGUCUCAGUGAAAAUGUUAAGUGGCUGACCUUAGGUCACGGCCGCGCAGGUUAAUUGUCACCUCGCCCCAAAGCUCAGCUCGCUCCAAAUGAAUUGUGAUCAGCGGAAAAAAUAAGGAAAAGAAGGCAGUUAUGAGAUGAACGGUUAGUAUACCUACCAGAUGUAAAUGAUAUGUUACAUUGUCUCAGUGAAAACGUUAAGUGCCUGACCUUAGGUCAUGGCCGCGCUGGAUAAUUGUCACCUCGCCGCCGGCGUCUUUCAAAGUGACCUGUGGAUCAUAUGGGAUGGGGGAGGUUUCUUUGUGAUCAUGGUGAGGCACCGAGCUGUUCGCAUGGAUGGAUCAACACAAUGACCCUGUGUCCUAGCCUUUACAUUUACAAAGUUUCGCCUAAAAUAAUGGCAGGAUUAAACUUACUGCUGUAGUGUUAUUUGGGAGUUAAUGCUCAUAACCAUCUUUUUUUUUUAAGUGUAUAAAUAUACAGCAAUUUCGCAGCUUAAGUCUUAGAAACUAGCCAUCAGAUUAUGACUUUAGAUCAGAUAACUGGGCGUGGCGUAACUUCAUAAUUACACUCAUCAGAAAGAAGCGUCACAGAAAAGUACAAGGCCACCAACCGUCACACUACACUAGUUACUCUGUCGUUCACCACGGAGCACACUGCUUCGAACUGCUUAAAUGUAUGGAAUACCCUUGUUUUUAAGGUAUUAGAUGGCUGGAAUAGAAAUAGAUGACAUGGAGCAACGUUUUACCAUUGAGCAGUUCAAUCUGCUGACACGUCUGAUGAAGAUUGGGGAGAAAAUUCAGCAGACGGGACUGCCGGAGGACAACAUUCUCCAAACCCUCUACGACAUGCAGCAAAGCUAUCGUCUGGGGAAGAAACUGCCUGCCUUAGGAACUGGACCAGAGCCUACAGUCACACAUGAGCAGCUAAUCCUGCUGACCCGUCAGUUGUCGAUCCACCAGAGUCUUCAGCAGACUGGUCUGUCAGAAUGCAGCAUAUUCCACAUCAUCUGCACCAUGCAGCAAACCCAAACUUGGAAUAUUGAUAUCGAUGAACUUCAGAAAGUUCAAGAGGUGGAAGAGGAUUUUAAAACAGAAAAGUUGGAUGAUGGUGUAAUUCCAAAUUUGGGCACAUCUGCGGGACCAAUUGCAGGAGAGGAAUUUGAGGGAGAGGUGGAAAGGCUAAUGAGGAAAGAUACGAUGGAGUUAAAUGCGGAGAUCAAGACAUUUCUCCUUAACCAUGACAUUGGUCAAGAAGCCGUGGCGACAGAAAUCGGCGUCAGCAUUAGCUCCGUGUCAGUGUUUCUCAAACAUGGCUGGGGUCUGAACACUGGCAAGCGAACAGCUCUUUAUACUUGGUACCUUCGCCAGAAGCAUACUGAAUCAGAGAUGCCAGGCAAUAAUCCCUAUCGACGGAACCUAAAAAGGCCACUGGACUUGACAAUGGAUAAGCCUGUCAACAACAGUGGAGACCGCAAGCAGAGCAGGGUCAGGGUGAAAUGGCCCUCAGCGGUGACUCUGAUACUGGAGACGUACUUCCUGACGGACGCCAACCCCACUGAGGACCAGAGAGAAGAGCUUACACGUGUCUGUAAUGACGAGUUGAAGAAGUCAGGUGAAGACUUUGUUGAUGGCCAGCCCAUGACCCCAGCUCUCGUGCAGACAUGGUUCAUGGAUAGGUGGAUUCGGGAAAUGAGGAGUCAUCAACAAAAACUGUAGUUACAAGUUGAGAGCCAGCUGCAGAGGCUUGACAA
Molecule: messenger RNA, 1765 nt
Organism: Branchiostoma floridae (Florida lancelet)
Lineage: Eukaryota; Metazoa; Chordata; Leptocardii; Amphioxiformes; Branchiostomatidae
Product: homeobox-containing protein 1-like
Exons: 8
Coding region: 720-1730 (336 amino acids)
Biological process (GO): positive regulation of DNA-templated transcription
Cellular component (GO): nucleus
Molecular function (GO): double-stranded telomeric DNA binding
Source: RefSeq, a predicted model, not a curated record